Messenger RNA from Cantharellus anzutake, 1714 nucleotides. RefSeq lists its product as uncharacterized. The transcript is spliced from 12 exons. The coding region runs from base 282 to 1682 and encodes 466 amino acids. The record is from RefSeq and is a predicted model, not a curated record. Lineage: Eukaryota; Fungi; Basidiomycota; Agaricomycetes; Cantharellales; Hydnaceae.
UCAGGAGAAUUUCGUCACUACCAUCCAACGGAACAUUUACAACCUCCAUCAAGCCCCUGAACUGCAGUGCAGGAGUGUCGCUUCCUUGAUGGCUAAUCCACCCUCAGAACCAUUACCCACGCAAGUCAACAUCGCAGCAGAGGAUGAUAGGGAUGUUUUCCUAGCAUGCCUCAAGGAAUUUAAGGAGCUCGGUCAGAAGCUGGAUCGCAUCAUCACCUCAGCUGAACGGAGUCAGAGGCCCGAUCAUCGCACCCUCGGCGCCUCAGCUGAACCAGUGGGCGAUGUUCAAUUUUGAGGCAUUUCAGCGCGGGAUGAAGGAACUCAGCAGCGUUGUGCAAAGCGUUGCCGAUGGCGUCAAGGAACUCAAAUCUGCGUAUCGACUGGUUCGAGUAUCGGAGGCACUUUGCUCCCGCUUGGCUCUCGUCUUCUAUACCCUCGUUUCCAUUGCUUUUCCAUCAUUGAAUGCCAAACUGAAGACGCAAUGGCCCAGCCAGCUAUCACAGAUCGAUGAAAGUGUUUUGCUUCUCGAUGAGGCCGCUACGACUGACGUAGGAACUAUCGCUGAGAGGCUUCAGAAGCUUGGCCAAUGUGUUGAUGUCUUCAAUACUACUUUGAAAGGCCUCCCCGGGUUUCACGAUGUUCCGGGCUAUAAUGCAAGUGGCCUUGACGCCUCAUUGCAAAAUUUCGCUCAAGAUCUGAAUUAUUGGGGUCGUAACUUGAGUAACUUCCGUGGGCAAGUCCAUCGGCACCACAUCCUGGUGCACGUCGCCACCGUACCGGUGGCAACACUCUUUGCGAGUGUAUCCGCAUCGACCAUUCAACUGAGCUAUACGCAAACGGAUACGAGGAUCGAUCAGGCGGUCAAUAUCCUUUGGAUCGUCUCGCUUGUUUUUGCCAUCGCGAGUGCCAUCAACAGUCAACUCAGUUAUCAAUGGUCCUCGAUGAUAUUCAUGACCCCCCUUUCAACUCUCCCUUGGCAGAGAUCCCUGUGGACUCGCCGAGCGCCUCUCAUCUUUCUUGUUCUAUCCGUCAUAUCUCUCAGCAGCAGGACUGCUCUUCGUCGGGACCUGGUUCAUUGCGGAGUAUUUGUCAUUUGCGAGCGGGACGAAUACAGGAGAUUACUCGGCUCCUUCAGCAUGGGAUUUGGCGAGGGAUGGAGUUCUGAAUGGUUUUCGAUGUCAGUUAAAUCAUGGUGCUCCAACUAUCGAGUGUGGUUCCUCCUGACAUUCGGGGAAAACCUGGGGAAACUCGCACAACAUCGGCGGCGCCAACGAGACUUAACCACACGCAAUUCCAUUCUCCCUAUGACGUUCGAUAUCCCAAUCCGACGCACUGCGAUGGAGACGCGAGGAGAUAAUGACCAACCACCAUCCAAUGUUGGAGGGGAUGAUGCUGAGGCGCAUGCGGUCACUCAGCUCAGACUGGAUAUCAGAACAAUCCAACGGAGCCUGGAACUAGGCGAUGGUCCCUCGAACUCAACCUCUCCCGCCCAGAAAUUUCGUAGUGCAGUCAUCAAAGUAAUCAUGGAAAGACGUCGUGCUAGGGCGGAGGCCAAACGGGGGAUGGAAUUGGCACUACAAUUUUUGUCUCCAACUCCAUCGACACGGGAGCACAACGCAAUGAUCCAUGACAUCAAUUUUUCUCACGACGGCCGUCACUGUAGGUCAAACUCGUCUUGGUAGAAACAAGAUCGCUGAAUAUCAACAUGGGUAUA